Messenger RNA from Talpa occidentalis (Iberian mole), 1543 nucleotides. It is a transcript of the gene GPX6, whose product is annotated as glutathione peroxidase 6. NCBI's taxonomy places the organism in Eukaryota, Metazoa, Chordata, Mammalia, Eulipotyphla, Talpidae. Gene Ontology annotation, molecular function: glutathione peroxidase activity. The record is from RefSeq and is a predicted model, not a curated record. The transcript is spliced from 5 exons. Gene Ontology annotation, biological process: response to oxidative stress.
AUGACCCCGCGGCUCUGGGCCUCCUGUCUCUUCCCGCUGUUCCUGGGGGGCUUCGCUCAGCUGACCCCGGAGCCGCAGAAGACGAAGGUGGACUGCUACAAGGGGGUGGCAGGCACCAUCUACGAGUACGGCGCCCUCACGCUCGGCGGCGAGGAGUACGUCCAGUUCCAGCAGUUCGCGGGCAAGCACGUGCUCUUCGUCAACGUGGCCACCUUCUGAGGCCUGACCCCCCAGUACGUGGAACUGAAUGCACUACAGGAGGAGCUGAGAGCUUUUGGAGUCGUGGUGUUGGGUUUUCCCUGCAACCAAUUUGGAAAACAGGAGCCAGGAAAGAACUCGGAGAUCCUUUCUGGGCUCAAGUACGUGCGUCCAGGCGGUGGCUUCGUUCCCAAUUUUCAGCUCUUUGAGAAAGGGGACGUGAAUGGAGACAAAGAACAGAAGGUCUUCACCUUCCUGAAGAAUUCCUGCCCUCCCACCUCCGAUCUGUUGGGCCCAUCAGACCGCCUCUUCUGGGAGCCCAUAAAGGUCCACGACAUCCGCUGGAACUUUGAGAAGUUCCUGGUAGGGCCCGAUGGCGUGCCUGUCAUGCGCUGGUUCCAUCAAACUCCUGUCAGCAGCGUCAAGUCCGACAUCCUCGAGUACCUGAAGCGGCUCAGCUGAGCCCCAGCAGGGCAGAGGCAGCCGGCCUGCCUCCACCUGAAGAGCUUGCUUUGGAGAAGGUCCGGCUCUGUUACAUCCCUUCCUGUGCAGCCUCCCUGAGCUGAGACCAACCCAUAUUGUAAUGCCCAAGUGUGUGUAUGUGUGUGUGCGCGCGCACGCAUAUGCCUUUGAAAAUUAGGGGAACAAAAGAUUAUCCCCCCAACUUUCUGAUCAUAAAAUACCAAGUUUUUCCUACCCUAUUCCAAAGGAAAAUCAUGUAUCAGGGUUCAGACUCUCCCAUGCCCCUAAAAAGGCAGUUCCCAGAAGCCCUGACAUCUGUCCUUUCUCUGUCCUGAAGGCUAAAGACAGCAGAAACUGGCAACAGUCUCUCAAGUUUCCCUUCUGUCAAGUAACCACUUCUCUCCACCAGAGGCACAUGUUGUAAAACCCCCUCCCUAGGUAGCUCUGCUGGUCCCUGACACCUUAGCUCUCUUCUAGGCUCUCUGAAGACAGAGUGAGACCAGAACCCUCGCUUCACCCAGAGGAGGGGCAUCUCCAUGAUGGUGGGUCACAAAGCCCUCUGGGUCAGACCCUAUCAGAGCCUCCCUGUGCCAGGCCCUUUGGUGCAUUCAGGUCAUGGCAUGGGGCAGGGAUGUCCCUUCAUUCUGAACGACGGGAUUUCUCCUCACCUGGAGCCUUCCCAGCUUUAAACUCAUCACAGUCUCAAAUUAAAAUUUUCUGCAGCAACUGGUUUCUGGUGGUGCUUUCCCGCCCCAUGUUGUAUCUGGAGUCUCACUCUAUCUCUGCUUCCUGUCUCCCUCGACCUGAUCUUAAGUAUUUUGUUUUUCUCAAAAGUGCUCUAGACCUUUCCUCUAAGUGGGAUGGGUGUCGGGGAGCUGCUUAG